Dentiscutata erythropus is the source of this 684-nucleotide messenger RNA. Lineage: Eukaryota; Fungi; Glomeromycota; Glomeromycetes; Diversisporales; Gigasporaceae. The record is from the annotation of a GenBank genome assembly.
AUGGAUAAUCUUGUUGCGACAAUUAAGAAAUUACGCAUACAGAUCCAGAAAAACGAGGAUUACAUUACUUACCUGGAGAAAGAGAUAACUACAAGGGAUGAUGAGAUAGAUAUUCUCCGAAUACAGGUAAACGAUCUCAAAAUAAGACUCCGGAAAGCAGAGGCGGACGCUCUGUCCAAUGAUAAAAAUAUAUCUGCUCUCGAACUCCAGUUACAAGAUAUGAGCAGUGAAAUAUCUUCCCUUCAACAUAGAAUAUAUAAACUUCGAGAAGGGAUGUCACUAACCACCCCAAGUACGUCAACUAAUGUCUUUACAUUGAUAGAUGAAACAAAAACUAAUAUUAGGGUCUUAUUUGAUUCCGUUAGAGAAGGGCUGGCUCCAGAAUAUGAGACAGAAAUAGGGCGUCUCCAAACAACUAUAAACGAGCAGAGAGACCGGAUAGAUGAACUGGGGAAUGAAGCUCAAAAUUGGUAUCAAAGGGCCAAUCAGUUACAGGGUCGCUAUGAUACGGUUCUAGAUGAAAGAGAUCGGUACAGAACAGAAUGUUUUCGGCACGAAGAAACUCUUAGAGGGAUCCAUGAAAAUAUAGCCCAUGAAGGUGCGGAUCAAUUAGAUUUGGAAGAUGAGAAUGCCAUUUUAAAAGAGGAGAUGCGUAUAGCUGGUUUAAUGAUUAUUGCCCUACGA